AUGGCAGGUUUGUUCUCUCUUGGUGUUGAGCAGGGUGGGGAGGCUUGGAAGUGGAGGAGGAGGUGGGUGUGGUUGCCAGAUCCUAUUCAGGGUUACACUGUUCGCGGUUCAUAUCACUUGUUGACUUCAAAGGACGUUCCUCUUAGGGAUCCUGCAACAUCUUUGAUCUGGCAUAAACAGGUGCCGUUGAAGGUAUCUUUAUUUGCUUGGCGGUUGCUUCGUGAUAGAUUGCCUACAAAAGUUAAUUUGGUCCAUAGACGGGUAAUUGACACAGAAGCUGCUAUGUGUGUUACGGAUUGUGGCAUGAGUGAAACGGCGCAACAUUUGUUUUUAUCAUGUGAUGUUUUUUCUUCUUUAUGGCCUCUGGUGCGCCAUUGGCUGGGUAUCGUAGGUGUUGAUACCAAUGUUCUUCUCGAUCAUUUUCUUCAGUUUGUGAAUUUGUCAGGUGGUGGUAAAGCGGCUCGUGACUUUCUUCAGCUUAUUUGGCUUUUGUGUGUUUGGGUUUUAUGGAACGAACGCAAUAACAGGCUUUUCAAAAAUGUUAUAGGUGGUGCUAAAGUCCCAUCCAAUGCUUGGGCAUUGCUUAAUGGUUUGUUUUGGUUGUUUGUAUGA
Molecule: messenger RNA, 612 nt
Organism: Medicago truncatula (barrel medic)
Lineage: Eukaryota; Viridiplantae; Streptophyta; Magnoliopsida; Fabales; Fabaceae
Exons: 3
Coding region: 1-612 (203 amino acids)
Source: RefSeq, a predicted model, not a curated record